Molecule: messenger RNA, 4139 nt
Organism: Triplophysa dalaica
Lineage: Eukaryota; Metazoa; Chordata; Actinopteri; Cypriniformes; Nemacheilidae
Gene: sfi1
Product: SFI1 centrin binding protein
Exons: 31
Coding region: 205-3822 (1205 amino acids)
Molecular function (GO): phosphatase binding
Source: RefSeq, a predicted model, not a curated record
CAGUUAUGGUUUGUUGUUCUUUGUCAUUCAGGUACAACCGAGAUGACAGCUUUACAUUUAUAAUUUGUUACUUUGACUGAGUUAAGUAAAAUCUAGAAAUCCCUGAACGUUAACCAAAUGACUUUACAUUGACCAGUUAACUCAAUCACAUUUUGUAAACCCUCGGUGAGGAAUUGAAGGAAACUUUUGCGUGAUUUUUCAACGAUGCACACGGCAAGAGCAAAGGGUGCAAAAAAGUUGUCCAGUGGUGUUGAGAAAACCCUGUCACGUAAAACACCGACACGCAAAAACACUUACCGGGUAGGAUAUACUUGGAACCGCGGAGGCAGACUUAAAGAACUGAGGAUAAGGCACCUGGCUCGAAAGUUCCUUCACCUUUGGAUACAAAAGACGUUUGGACGAAUAACAACAUCACAAGCCAGAUCUCACUACCGUAAAGUGGUCUUAAAAAAAACAUUAGGAGCUUGGAAAGAUGAGUGGUGGCAAGCAAGAAGGGAAUGGACACUCAACAUUAGAGCUGGCUGUCAUUAUAUGUAUAUGCUAUAUAGCAAAACAUUUCAGGCCUGGCAGAAACAUGUGGCUGUGCAGAGAGAAGAAAAAAAGAAACUACAGCUCGCAAUCCACUUUGAGAUGAGACACAAACUGUGUCAUGUGUUGAAUGGCUGGGAGAUGUAUGUGGACAUGUGUCGCAUGAAACACAAGAUGCGAGAGACAGCAGAACGGCACAAAAGACUUGCUGUACAGAAGUGGGUUUGGAUGGGUUGGCAUGCUGCCCUACAGCACAGGGAUGUGGAGUACCAUCAAGAAGAUCUCGCCUUACAACACUGGGCUCACACAGUACAAAGCAGAGCAUGGGAGAACUGGAGAGAGAGGAUAAAACAUGCAUGUGCUCUGAAGGAAAAAGAGUCCAAAGCUCAUCAUCACUAUUGCCAUCAGUUGCAAAAACAUGCCUUGCAUGGAUGGAUUAGACACAUACAGAACAGGCAGGAUAAGAACAAGAGAACAGCGGUUGCUCAGGAUGCAUGGUGUAUCUCAGUGCUGAAGAAGUAUUGGUGUGUGUGGCACAAGGUUCUUCAAUCCAGGCAUGCUGAGAAGGAGAGAGACCAGAAAGCAGACAUACUGGCACAGCACGGAUCCCAACGUCUGGUUCUCGCACACUGGAAACAAUAUGUUAGUCUGUGCUCACAAAAGGCUAAGAAGGAAAAGGUUGCCUUGCAAUACCGUCAUUUCAGUCUUUUGCGUUUGGGGUUGAAAGGCUUGGCCCUAAAUGUCACACAGAGUAAAACUUGGCGCAUCAACAAAAAUAUUAGUGUCCAGCAUCAUCAUCACAUUUUGUUGGUGAGAUGUUGGAAAGCGUGGCAGCUGCGUCUGGAUCAGGCGGAAGAUCAAAGCUUACAGCCUAAGAUGAGCAUUGCACAAACUCGUCACAAGAUCUCUGUGUUGAGAGUUUGCCUUUAUCAUUGGAAAGAUCGGCUUAUGCAGCAUAAACAGAUGCAGGAUUUGGAUUCACGUGCUGACGCUUGCUUUGCCAGACGUGCUCUCCCACAAUGUAUAAACUCUUGGAUGGAGUUUACAGCACAACGGGCAGAGAAACGACAAAGAAAAGAUGCUGCCAAACAACAUUACAAGCAACAGACUUGUGGUUCUGCAUUUUACACCUGGUGGAGAAAUCUGGAGCUACAGAGAGAUCACAGACUAGCCGAAAGAACUGCUAUCUUGCAUAACGAGUAUACGUGUGUUGCUCACGCCUGGUCUAAGUGGUCUGACAGAGCUAUACAGCGCAGAGAAGAGAGAUCCAAACAUGAACAAGCGAACUCGCUUUACACGCAAACUCUGCUACGCAAGGCUCUGAAACAAUGGGGAAAUGUUGUCACAACCGUACAGAUCAGUCAGAGACAUUUCGAGCAGGCAGAGGGUCAUGAUAAACAACAGUGUCUUAGGAGAGCCAUGACGGACUGGCAUCAGUAUGUAGAUCACAGAAGACAGAAGGGGAAAAGAUUUGCACAAAUGGAGGAACAUUUUCAAAGCAGACUGCUCAGAAAUACUCUAGAAGGUUGGAGGCGGUAUCAUUCGCAGACUCAGUUGAUCAAACAAGAUGUGGAAUGCCGCUACAAGGAACAUCAGCAGCACCUACUCAGAAAAAUGUUCUGUCUGUGGAAAGCAAACGUGUCACAUUUGAUGGAGGAGAAAAAGAAGGAAAUCAAAGUGCAGUGCUUCUAUCAAAACAACCUUUUGUCUCAGGUGUUUCUGGCAUGGCGACAGAAAACAGUAACUGCAAUUCUGCACCGCCACCAACAGGAGGAAGCGCUGAGACAAGCACAGACACAUCUGAAUAAAUUGCGCACACAGGUGGUUUUGAGGAGAUGGAGAGAACGUAGCAGGGAGGUGAAGAGUGAAAGAUUGGCGAAUGAGAGAGCAAGAAGACACUACAGCAGAACCCUGGGUAAAAGAGUCCUGAGCACAUGGAGGAUUUAUAUUGACCAUCACAAAAACUAUCAGGUCAUGAAAGACAGAAGCUUUGAGAUUCGCAGAUUGAGGAUUUGUGAGCGCUUUUUUGUCUCCUGGAAGACAAAGCUGCAGAGCAGAAGAAGAGAGGCGGAGCUAACAGAGACCUCGCUGUGGCAUUGGUCUCUUAACCUGCAGGGCAAGGUGUUUUCCGCGUGGCGGCUCUGGAUUGCAGACCGUCACAGGAAGCAAAAGCGAUUGGCAGAGGCAGCACAGUUUUACAGGGAUGAACUGUUGAGAGAGGGUGUCACACACAUCCUCACGCACACGGCACACAUGAGCGCUUUCUCAACAAAUAUGGCCAUGCACAGCUUUGAACAGAGUUGUCGGAGGAUACAGGAAGUGGUAAGGCGGUGUGCCAUAAGAUGGAAGCAGAAGGCACUGUGUAAGCCUACCGAAAGUAAAACUAUAGUGUCCAAAGACAGCCACCCCAAGAAGAGUGUGUCUUUCUUUCUGCUUGAGGACCAAACCCCUAGUCCCGCCCCCUGCCCAAUCAGGACCCAAGCAGCAGAGGGGAACCAAAAAGACUCAAUCAUCAACCAGCUGUUGCUGGUUCGAGCAGCUAGACUACAACCAAGGAGACCAGAUGAUCUUCACCAGUCCCCAGCCAAACUUCUGCUACAGCACUCCAAGAUCAAAAGUAGUCAGAGGUCAUCUGUAGGAGGGAAAGAGUUUGCCUCACUCUCUUCAAAGAAUUCUCCUUUUCUCACUUCAUUUAUCUCAGUCCCUGUUACCCAUAAUCCACUGGAGCCACAUACAUCAGCACUAAACCCUAAAAUCAUGCCCCUCAAAACUGAUCCUCCAGGAUAUAUUGUUACUACCAGCCAUGACAUACUGCUGCCUCCUUCUUCAUUUACUGUCAGGAAAAUACAUGGCAAGAAAACAAGUUUAAGCAAUAUGGAACCUUCACUUGGAUCUGGAUUUUUGACUCCAAAAGGUGUAUAUAAAAGAGCACCAGAGGAAGAGGAGAACGAGGAAGAAGAGGCUUUGGAUUUAGAAAUAGACUCAGAGCAAACUCAAAACCUCACUAAAGAGCUGUUAGAUAUUAGAAUGGAAAUGCAAAGAUAUCAACAAGACAGAAAACAGCUACAUGCAUGGCGUCAGCUCCAGAAGGUCUUGAGAAACUGGCUCCAAACAACAGGCAUUGAGGGAGAACCCGAGGAAAGAGAAAACAUAUUAAAGGAAUUAAAUGAGCUUGAGAGGCGCAUUUCUUCUCUGUCUGUGAAACUAAACAAGCAGAAGCCCACUAUGAUCUGCCAUGCUGCAAGAGUUGACACAAUCAAGAUUCAACUACUACCGCCAAUGGUUAACACAUAGACAUGGCGUUAUACCACCAGUAUGCCAUACAACAAACAGUCCCAACUGUGUGGCAGAAAUACAAAACGUCUCAACUUGUUCUGUAUGUAUAGAUCCAUAUCAAGUUGAAAUAUGUGGUUAUUGUGCAUUCUAUCAGCAUUCGAUGGCAACUAUAUCCAAGAACAACUUUCUAUUUUUUAUUGUACUUGGGCGAUCUUAUUUGGGGAAAAUUGAGGUAUUUAUUUGUUCUAUAAUCGUGUGUUAUUUAUUUUGUUUAAACUGUUGUAAAAUGUGUUCCUUUUUUAACAAAUCAUUAAAAAUAUAUUUGAACUGUAAAA